Messenger RNA from Corticium candelabrum, 2688 nucleotides. RefSeq names its product HBS1-like protein. Gene Ontology annotation, biological process: translation. Lineage: Eukaryota; Metazoa; Porifera; Homoscleromorpha; Homosclerophorida; Plakinidae. Gene Ontology annotation, molecular function: GTP binding; GTPase activity. The transcript is spliced from 6 exons. Bases 99 to 2453 code for a protein of 784 amino acids. The record is from RefSeq and is a predicted model, not a curated record.
UGGGUUGAUAUAAAAUUGUGUUGAUAUCAAUUAUUACACUUAAAUAAUGAGGUUGUGUUGUUUGCGACGCUUCGCGCUGUUCUAGACGGCUUGUUGUGAUGGCACGUCAUCGGAACAUCCGUAGAAUGACAUUUGAGGAUGAGUAUGAGGACGAAGAUGCGUACGGGAUUAAUGCAGAAGAUGAAGUAGCAAUGUCGCCUACAACGGCUCAAUUCAUGUAUCGUCGAGAUGCUUGUGCCAAUCGUUCUCUGUCUUCAUUUAUGACUACGGAACGUAAACCCAAACAAGAGGAGCAGGCAACAGCAGCAGCAACAGCAGUGGCAUCCGAAGCAUUGUCCGAAGACAAACAAUUGGCUGAUGCUGUGAGACAAAUUCAGGAUGUGUUGGGACGUGGAAUUGAUGAAAGUACUUUGAGAAAAGUGUUGCUGCAGUAUGACUGUGAUGUGGCUAGAGCGACUGAUAGGAUACUGUCAGAUCAAGAGUUUGAGAAAACGAAACCAGCGCUCGUGGCCGCCAUCCAAGCCGCAACAGAUGAUAAUAAUGAUGAGAUAAUCAAUAGAUACGAUAACAAACCGAGUCACACGGAAUCGAUUGUUGAGCAUGAGGCAGUUGACGGUAGACGGAAAACGGGAUAUAACAUGCAUGUACAGCCACCCACUGUGAGUACACAGAGACAGACUGAUACGUUUGCAAGCGAUCGAGGAACGAGAGGAAGUUGGGAUGCUGAGAGUGACGAAUUGUUGGUCGUUGGUUUGGGUAGAAAUCUGGGUGUGCCGUUUGCUAGUUUGUCGUCACUUGCGUUAGAGUGUGACACGAUGACAGACGAUUUGCUGAAAUGUGAAUCAGUAGAAACGUUUGGUAGGAAAGAGGGUCCGUCGUUAGAGACGAUGAAACGGUUACCGAUGGCAACAAACAUCGAGAACAUGCCAAUAGAGGUGCAAGUCAAUGCAACCAACAAGGAAAUUGAAGGUACCAACCGCUCACCGGGUCACACGUUGUCUCACUCACACACGCUGACUUCACAAUCCAUUGGGAGUGACAUGAUUAUGCCGUCGUUGGCGACGUUGGCUGACAGUUUUGCGACGUCGAGUGACGACCCGUUUAGCACCACAGGCUUGUCCCUCCCGAGUCUCUCCUCUCUUGCAUUGAAUUUCAAUACGAGUGACGCUGAUGUAGACACAAGAGACUCUCACAAUGAACAACUUUUGUUUGGUCAGUCGGAUGUCAAUAGUUGCGACGUAUUGUCGGGUCCCUGGUGUGUGGAUGCGAGUCGAGAGACGGGAGUGACAGCUGGAUGUGUAGACGGCCACUCGAGUGUCCCAUCGUUGUUUCACUUGGCCGAGAAUCUUUCACUGUCUCCGGAUCGCGAGUUUACCCACACUCAACGUGACGAACUCGAGCACUCCGGAUCGGCCUCACGCAUUCACUUUAUUCCGAAACCGAUUUCAUCCUUCAGAGUCGGUGUAUCAAGCCCUGUUGAUCUAUUCGAUGAGAGGAGAAAUGCCGACAGUGUGUGGCACAACACGUUUGGAUGCUCAAUGGAUAGCGGGUUCGUAUCGCUUGCUAGUCUCGCCUCUAACUUUGAAGUAUCACCAGACAAUCCUCUUGUUCGAAGCGACACGCAGACAAGUCUCCCAACGGUCAACACAAAUGGAACGAUACUCGACUCUGUAGCAGCAACAGUCGACAUCGGAGACACGAUUAGAUGCAAUACUACGAUUCAUGGACAGUUGAUAAGCCCUGGAGGGCAACCGCGUAGUUCGUGUGGCGACGUCGACAUGACCAAAGCGUCUCCUACUUCUCUUUCUUCGCUUGCAAGCAGUUUCGAGUGUUUACCCGAUCGUCCGUCCGAUAGUUCUCAACACCUUCCUGCACCACCAUCCCAUCCCCGUCCCUCACUCUCUCAGUUAUGUGACGAACUAGAAGGAAAUCGCAUCAAUGACACACACAACGAGCCAGACUCUACAUCCAAAAUGCCCCGUCCUGUUGGAGCAAUAAUAUCAUCGAGUGAUGAUAGCGAGAGCGUUCAUUAUGCGUUAGAACGUUCGCCACAUUCACAGCUGUGUGCCUCAACUAACGACGACCGAGUGACAAAACAAAGUCACUCAACGUCCGUAUUCGAGUCGAGAAACGUUUGCCAUCCGGACCCACUUACAAGCAUCAAAAUGCCAGACGAACACAAACACGACACCAACGUUUCACAUCAACGCCAUCAUCACGUUUCUUCUAGAGCAAAACCAUCAUUAUUUGCCAAGAUUCUCUGUACUGCUGUGACUAGCACGAGUGAUGUGGUCACGAAAGUUGAGACUAUGAGCACAUCGUUUGUUUCGUCUGUUCAUACGGUUGACAUUCGGCCGUUCGACUUCUCUAGCCCUUCACCGGACGACGUCGUCCUCGCCAAACAGCAGACGGUCCUGCAGAGAUCAACGACGAAGACGUCGAGAAGAAACUGAUCAACAGACGUGCCCAGGACGAUAGCAAUAUUGUUCGUAUUUUAUCCCAUAGGAUAGUCAGUGUGUGACGUAAUCAGUUGGCGUAUACAUCUGGCUAGUUGUUUCUAUCCUGUUGUAGCUCUUAUUGAUAACAAUGAUGAUGUGAUAUGAUGUGUGAUGUAUUGCGUUGGAUGGGGUUUUGCGUUGCUUUUCAGGGCAUCAACAUCGAGGGAAUGAAUGGCAUCCGAGCAUUACG